AUGAAUACUUUAGCAGAACUUCUACUGGUAGAGUUUAUACUGGCAGAACUUCUACUGGUAGAGUUUAUACUGGCAGAACUUCUACUGGUAGAGUUUAUACUGGCAGAACUUCUACUGUUUCCCUCAAAAUUGAAUACUUUAGCAGAACUUCUACUGGUAGAGUUUAUACUGGCAGAACUUCUACUGGUAGAGUUUAUACUGGCAGAACUUCUACUGGCAGAACUUCUACUGGUAGAGUUUAUACUGGCAGAACUUCUACUAGUAAAGUUUCUACUGGCAGAAUUUCUACUGGUUAUAUAUGGUGUCAAUUUUUUAAAAAAUUUUGAAUUCAAUGAGUUAUAUCAAAAAUAA
Messenger RNA from Trichomonas vaginalis G3, 351 nucleotides. RefSeq lists its product as uncharacterized. NCBI's taxonomy places the organism in Eukaryota, Parabasalia, Trichomonadida, Trichomonadidae. The transcript has a single exon. The coding region runs from base 1 to 351 and encodes 116 amino acids. The record is from RefSeq and is a predicted model, not a curated record.